Molecule: messenger RNA, 1975 nt
Organism: Beta vulgaris subsp. vulgaris (sugar beet)
Lineage: Eukaryota; Viridiplantae; Streptophyta; Magnoliopsida; Caryophyllales; Amaranthaceae
Exons: 10
Coding region: 657-1667 (336 amino acids)
Source: RefSeq, a predicted model, not a curated record
CUUUCGAUUAUAGUAGAUCAUCGCCACGGCGCCACGCUCCUGCUCAGCAAUGUCAAAUCUUCGAUCUCCACUAUUGUUAGCCUAUAGUAGAGCUUCAUUUUUAUCGCAAUGGUUAGGUUUAGGGUUUCAUUUUCUGAAAAUUAAACUUAAUAAUUAAUCUCCAGUUCUCGCACAAUCGACUUUGAUUUUCGCACUACCAAAGUUCCAUUGAAGAUCUACAUUGAAACUUAUAACUCUGGCAAUCGACCUCUAUAAGGUAUUUUUUCGAAUUUCACGUGUUAUAUGAUUUUCAUGUUAUAUGCUGAUGCAAUUUGAUUGUUGGAAAUAAACCCAGAAAAUCCCAACGAAGAAAUAUGCAAGGAAUUCAAAAUAUAACCUUUUGUUAGCGAUUAGAUGGUAUGAUUCUGUAUCUUCUUUUGAUUGUAUUCACCUGAGAAUUGAGAUAAAUAUGACAGCUGUUAUAUAAAGGCGGCGAGAUUGAAUUGGGAAUUGAUGGUUUGAUUGUCAUUGCUUUAUUGUUUGUUGUUCUUGUCGAUGAUUGCUUUAGUAAUCAAUUUUGACCUAGAAAUUAUUCAGAAUUCAUUUAAUUUAUUAUUGUUAUAAAGAUUGCGAUUGCAACAUUGCGAUUUGGGGGCUGAACCAUCAACCAUACCAGGAUGUCCAUGUCGGGGUCGGGAAGCGGAAGUUCCGACAAUGAACCUUCGGCUAAGAAGCUCAAAUUUCUGAUGUCGGAGUCGGAGUCGGAGUCGGAGUUGGAAAGCGAAAAUUCUGACAAUGAAUCUUUGACAAAGAAGCCCAAAAAUUGUGCACAGGAUUUUUAUGACAAGGAAUUUGUGAAGAGUGCUAUUGAUGAUGACAUUCAGGAAGCAAUCAGAAAGGCGAAGCUUUUUCCGAGAUUGACGGUUGAUCAAUAUACUUGUUUGCUGAUAGAGAUGGUUAGGGGCGAAAGUCAGGAAUGGCUAGAUCUUCUGCUCACCAAAGCUGUGGAGACAAUUGAUAUAGCCUCAUACGGCUUAGAUGCUAGUUCAAUAGAGGAUUUAAUGGGGAUAUUCACAGACUGUUCUGCCUAUGAAGAGUUGUAUAGGGAUAUAGAAUUCAACCUCCUGUCAAUUCUUAUAUGUAAAAAAACUAUGGUCCAAAGUCAGGCGGAAAAGUCAGUCAUGCCUUUUGAUCUGUUGUUCAAGAUUGAGUUUCUCGAGGGACCUUCAUCUAACGGUGACUAUGACUCGAGCAAAGUUGCUGAAUAUCGUCGUAGGGCUGAAGAGGCUUCUUCAUCUGUGGAUAUAUGUGACUUGAUUACUGUUGCUGAACUUCGUCGUAAGGCUGAAGGGAGUCGUUUUAUCACGAGGGACCAUUUCUUGUGGGCUUUUGAUCAGGGAGGAUGUGGGCUCCGUACUGCGUUUAAGGAUGAGUUAGCCUCAAGGAUGGCUGCUGAAGGUCAUCCCCCUUAUCACAUAUAUGGGACUGCGUUAACGUUGGCAAAUGCUGAACAACAGCUCGUUCAAGCAGAACAUCUUGCCUUUGCUGUCGUUUUUGGCAAAAAUUUUGACUUUUCUGAGGAGGAGGUGAAUCCUGUUAAACUGGAUUUCUUAUGUGAAAGAAAUGCAGGAAGACUUCCAAAGUUUCAAGACUGCCUUACGUAUGCGCUGCGUGAGUCCCCCAAAUGAUUGGUUCAUGGUCUCGUCCGAGGAAAGACUUAAUUCAGGCUUGUGGGACGACUUUAGAGAUCUAACGUUUUGAUGAUCGUCUUUGCUUUGUACAUAUAAUUCACUCUACUUUUGCAUCUUGCUGUGCUUAACUUCUUAUGUCCAAAGGUGGAUCCAGAAUGUUGAACCUGCAUGCGGCAGCAUUGCUUUGUGACAUCAAUGUGUAUAUACAUUAGUAUUUAACGGAUUGGCAAAUAGAAUAUUGACAUUACUCUAUGUAAUGCUUUUUUUUUGUUUCUAUUUAUGCGAAAAUCUAAACUAGCGGAGUA